ACACAUAGACGGAGCUGGCGCGCAUAGCAGUGGCGACCAUCCUGUCUCUCUCUCUCUCUCUCUCUCUCUCUCUGUCAGUGCGACUCCUCCGAGCUAUCAGGAGUAGACUAAGUCAAACUUCCACCGGCUGAAGAUUUGUGCGCAACCUUUGAGGGGAUCCAAGUCGUCAAGGUGUCUGUGGUGAUGUUGCCAUGUGCCAGCUGCCAUCUGCUCUUAUCAUGCUUUAUUCAGGAAUGAUGUCCAGAUGGUGUCUCCCUCCAUGUGUGGUCCAAUUCACCUCUCCCUGACCGCUUCAUGGGCCACAAACCAACCCGAGCAGCCCAGGCCACUAUUUGACACAACCCCACUGUGCACCACCCCAAAUCCCUCAGUCCUAACCUUCACCCUCAGCCCCCUACAUCCCUCUGCCUCGCUUUCUGUUAAGCCUCUCCUCAUAUUCUGACAGUCCUUUCCCUCGUUGAUCCCGACAUGUCGGCCCACGUACCCGCUCUGAUCUUAGUCAUGAUGUUUCGCGGCGCUUUGCUCUCGGUCGGAGACCCUCCUCCGUCCCGCCGGGAAAUCCGCAUCGAGGGAGAUCUAGUGCUCGGUGGUCUGUUCCCUGUGCACGAGAAAGGUGCCGGGAUGGAGGAGUGCGGGCGUGUGAAUGAGGACAGAGGGAUCCAGAGGCUGGAGGCCAUGCUGUUUGCCAUUGACAGAAUCAAUGAGGACAGCGCUCUGUUGCCCGGGGUCUCUCUUGGAGUCCACAUCUUGGACACUUGCUCCAGGGAUACGUAUGCAUUGGAGCAGGCUCUGGAGUUUGUGAGAGCCUCCCUGACUAAGGUGGACGACACAGAGUUUAUCUGUCCAGACGGAUCUUACGCUCUGCAGGACGACAGCCCGCUGGCAAUCGCUGGAGUCAUAGGUGGAUCCUUCAGCAGCGUCUCCAUACAGGUUGCCAAUCUUCUCAGGCUCUUUCAGAUUCCUCAGAUAAGCUAUGCUUCGACCAGUGCCAAGCUCAGUGAUAAGACCCGCUACGAUUACUUUGCCCGCACGGUGCCCCCCGACUUCUACCAGGCCAAGGCCAUGGCCGAGAUCCUCCGGUUUUUCAACUGGACAUAUGUGUCCACUGUGGCAUCAGAGGGUGAUUAUGGGGAAACUGGUAUAGAGGCCUUUGAACAAGAGGCACGCAUGAGAAACAUCUGUAUUGCUACUUCAGAGAAGGUGGGGCGUUCCAAUGCCAAGAAGUCCUAUGAAGCCGUGAUCCGGCAGCUCCUACAGAAGCCGAAUGCCCGCGUGGCCGUCCUCUUCCUGCGUAGCGACGAUGCCAGAGAGCUGUUGGCAGCAGCUGCGAGGCUCAACACCUCCUUCAUCUGGGUGGCCAGCGAUGGCUGGGGUGCCCAGGAAAGCAUUGUCAAGGGAAAUGAGGUGACCGCUGAGGGGGCCAUCACACUUGAGCUGGCAGCCAAUCCCCUGCCGGAAUUCAACCGCUACUUUCUCAGCCUGAACCCAGUGAAAAACCAUCGUAAUCCCUGGUACAGGGAAUUCUGGGAGCAGCGGUUCCAGUGCUCCUUGGGUGGGGGAGGCGGAGCGGGAGGCGGAGGCGGAGGGCUGGGAGGGACGUCUCUCCCGCCGUGCGACGUGGACUUGUCGUUGGACAAGAAUAACUUUGAACCAGAGUCCAAGAUCAUGUUUGUGGUCAACGCGGUGUACGCAAUGGCUCACGCGCUCCAUUACAUGCAACGCAGCCUGUGCUUCAACACCACCAAGCUGUGCGACAGCAUGAAGGCGCUGGAUGGCCGCAGACUCUACAGGGAUUACAUCCUUAAUGUCAGCUUCACAGCUCCUUUCUCUCCUCCAGGCAGUGAGACAGUAGUGAAAUUUGAUUCCCAGGGUGACGGCGUUGGCCGGUACAACAUCUUCAGCUACCAGCGCUCGGCCGAUCGUUACGGUUACGUGCCGGUGGGGGACUGGGCAGAGAGUCUGACUCUGAGCAACGAUCUUAUUCACUGGCCCAGAGUUGUGGUACCCACCUCGCAGUGCAGUGACCCCUGUGAACGCAAUGAGAUGAAGAAAAUGCAGGCAGGCGAGUACUGCUGCUGGAUCUGUACGGCCUGCGAGCCUCAUGAAUACCUGGCUGAUGAGUUCACCUGCUCGCCCUGCGCUCCUGGCCAGUGGCCCACUGAGGAGCUGACGUCCUGCUACGACCUUCCUGAGGACUAUAUUAUGUGGGAAGAUGCUUGGGCCAUCGGUCCAAUUACCAUUGCCUGUUUAGGGUUCAUGUGCACCGGUCUGGUGUUCUGGGUGUUUAUCCGACACAACAACACGCCGCUGGUGAAAGCUUCAGGCCGAGAGCUGUGCUACAUCCUCCUCUGUGGAGUCUUCAUGUCCUACGCCUUGACUUUCCUCUUCUUGGCCAAACCCUCUCCUGCCAUCUGUGCCCUGCGGCGCCUCGGCCUGGGCACUUCUUUUGCUGUCUGCUACUCGGCCCUCCUCACUAAAACCAACAGAAUCGCCAGGAUUUUCAGUGGCGUGAAAGACGGAGCGGGUGCAGUGAGGCCCCGCUUCAUUAGCCCAUCCUCUCAGGUGUUCAUCUGCCUGAGUUUGAUCUCCGUCCAGUUAGUGAUGGUGUCGGUGUGGCUGCUGCUGGAAGUUCCCGGGACGCGCCGCUUCACGUUGCCAGAGCGACGGCAGACUGUCAUCCUCAAGUGUAACGUGCGCGACUCCAGCAUGCUGCUUUCACUGGGAUAUGACGUGCUCCUGGUCAUCCUGUGCACUGUGUAUGCCUUCAAGACCAGGAAGUGCCCAGAGAACUUCAACGAGGCCAAGUUUAUUGGAUUCACCAUGUACACCACAUGUAUCAUCUGGCUGGCCUUUCUUCCCAUCUUUUAUGUUACAUCCAGUGACUACAGGGUUCAGACCACUACCAUGUGUAUCUCAGUGAGUCUGAGCGGGUUUGUGGUCCUGGGCUGUAUGUUUGCUCCCAAGGUCCAUAUUAUCAUGUUCCAGCCCCAGAAGAAUGUGACCAGCCACAGGCUUAACCUCAACCGCUUCAGUGUCAGUGGGGCCGCCACCACGUACGCAUCUCACGCAUCUGUCAGUGCCCACCAGGUCCCAACCGUGUGCAACGGGAGAGAAAUUGUCGACUCCACUACUUCCUCUCUGUGACCACAUCCAGUCCACUCUCUAAAUUUGCCCCUGCGACUGUUAGCCAAUCCAUGAACAUUAUCCCCCCCUACAAACCCAUCACCCCCCCCCCCCUUUCCCCUGAUUUACACUCAGAAAAACACACAUAAAAACAUACGUACACAUACACACAUACAUGCACAAACAAACAAACAAUCUCUUUUGUGGACUUAGAAGUGUAUUGUUUCAAAAAUGUAGAAAGUGUGUAACUAUAAUUAAAUUAUUUUCUAGGGAUGUACAUACAUGGAAUCAACAUUGUUGUAAGUAGAGAAACAAAAGAACAAAAAAAGUUUUUAGGAGGAAUUUUUGGAGCCUUUGUUUUUGAUAGCUUUGUUAUGAUGCGGUGUAAAUAGACAUGUGCUUCAUCAUGGUAGGAGGGUGUGUGUCCCUCAGUCUGGAUGCACAUGUGUGGCUCUGCUUGACUCACCUGCAAUAUCCCACACACUUUUUAUUCUCAUGCUUUUUUGUAGGUCUCAUUGUAAUAACCAAUAAUGUACGUAUUUCUAUUGUGUAUCUGUACAUUUGUAUAUUAUUCUACUGAUGGUUCAAACAGCACAAUGUUGACAGUCUUGUAACCCUUGAAUGAAUGUGGACUAAAACAUAAAGUGCACGGUAUAGGAUGGCUGGAACAGACGUGUACAAAAAUCCACCCAACUCAUCAACUUACUGUGACACUGUGCCGGAACAAUUUUCAGUUAGACAAUUCAUCGAUUCGCCUCUCGAUAGAUUUUUUUUUGCCUCCUAGAUCAAUAUAAAGAACCCGUGGUAGCUGUUUUUGCAGGGAAAAUAUGUUUUGCUUUUGAUACAAAUUUUCAUUUUUCUAUUUCUAAUCAUGGAAUCCCUUUAUCUUAAUGACCAGAGUUCCAGACGUGUGUUCACCAAGGAAACAGUAUUUUCACUCCCACUCUCAAACUGCCUGUUUAUUUAGAGGAUUGUUGUAUUGCAUUUUUAAUAACAACUAACAACAGGACUGAAGAGAUAAAACACAUCAAAUGUGUUUCUUUUGCUUCAAACCUGUCAGUACACAGAGUCAGUCAACAAACAAACACAAAUUGGUGUCUUACCCAGUAAUUACGAAGUUGUGCUCAGACAGUUCAACCACUAAUGGAGGAGAAAGUUCUUCUUUGCUGAACACGUUUAGAAUUUUUACAACUAGUGGGGAGUGGUAGCUUGUUUUCUGUGCCCCAUAGAUACAGUAUGUGGUGAUGUUUUUAAUAUGGCUCUGUGCCUUAAUGUAUGUUUGAUAGUGCUCCAGGUAGGGAUUGAAAAUAGAUCAAUUUUACAUUACAGGGUGGAAAUUACUGGAAAAUGUAAAAGUGACCCCAGUGUAGAGCACUUGUUUCAAGGCAACGCCAGUCUUCUUCCCUCGUAAGCCUUCUGCUAUUGAUUGUUUACCUAAGUGUUGAAACUGAGGAAUUUAGGUUGAAAUGACUUUCUCUUUCCACCCUUCUUUGUCCAGCCUGUGGUUAAAAGAAAUAUGAAAUGGAUAUUUCUGACCGAAACCGAUCAUAAUGAGUUCACUUUAUAUUUUUUACAGCUCGGCUGCACCAAUAAAGAAAGGAAGGGGAAGAGAAAAGCUCAUACACCAAUAAGGUGAAGUUACUGAGUUGUCGACUUAUUGAAGUGUGCAGUUUACAUGCCUGUGUUAAAUGUGUUGACGUUGAGAGGCACAGUGGAGCAGCUGGCUACGGCAGUCCCAGAGAGGCUCACGAGAGGAAACAGAGCACACAAUGUCAGCUGUCUGCAGAUACUACAUCUAACAAAAGAAUGUUAGAGUAGAACUCAUGCAGAACAUGCAUUACAUUUAUCACAACAUCCCAUGCAAUACAAACAGACUCUGCUGGGUGACAGUUUUGAGGGGGCGAGAUUACCUGACAAAAAUAUGAAUUAAGUUUGUUCCAAGAAAGUCUAAAUAGCUUAAACUACUUUAGCACAAGGUUAUAAAAAAUGGUAUUGCUAAAAAAGUGGCCUCCUAGGCAACAAUGUAUUGCCAUCAGGACAAACGGAUCUUAAAUGGGAACAUACAACAAUAUACUGUCUCAAAUGUUUACACAUUAUAUGUGUGAUCACAAUCACCUUUUUUUUCUUUGUCCCCAGACAAGCGUUGCAGAUGUAGUUUCUCCAUGUUAAAAUACACAGAGCAGGCACUGGCAGAACGGUUGAACAUUCAUCUCCUGACCAGUUGGCACCUUUCGCACACCCGUUCUCCAACAGCACCCUGUAAUUUUACACUGAAUGAUAGAUUGAAGGAAUUUGAGAGGAUGCACCAAGAUGAGCCAACCUGCAUAGGGGCGUGUGUGUGUGUGUAUGUGUGUUUAGGUGCAGAGAGCAGAAGGAGAGAGUGAUGUGGCAAAGCAGAGGGGAGCUGCUGCUAGAUUAUGUAAAGCACUCCCACAGCCCAGAAGUCACAGCGCUUCUAUGGAGGCUGAAAGCAUCUCAGAGAUUCACAGUCUUUGUUAGCAGAAGGCUUAGCCAUUCACUCAGUGGUCCUGCUCCCACAAGAUACACCCCGCAUGGCAGGUUGCUACGGACAACCACCGCCACAUCCGCUGCCGGAAUGUCUAUUUGUCUGCAUGUAGAGGGAGGGCGGGAGGAGGGGUGAGGAGAAAGCAAAAGACGAGGAAAUAGAAAAAGUGGUUGCUGGUUGUGAUUCAAAUUGGCAUCGAGUGAUGAGAUUUGGCUCAGCUCGGCCCAGUACUCUACUCCCAGCGUUUAAUGGCCACACAAAUAGAGCACUUAACCCGGGCUCUCCUCUCAUUUAGUCCAGGCUGCUAGUCUCGGACAACAGUCUCACACUCUUCCACUAACCCGGUCUCUUUAAACCCACCUCACCCCUUGAACCCUGUGUCCACCUCAUCUCCACUCAGUGUGUGAAACUUACUGCUGAGUCGGCCUCAGCCAAAGACCAUGCUGGAGCCAGAACAACUGAUUGGGAGCCCCCACACUUAACACUCGUACCGCGGCACAUACCGAUGAGGCAGGCUUGAGGAAGUUGGAGGUGGAAAGAUAGAUGAAGAAUUUGGAGAAAGAAAAAUUAAAACUGGAAAUAAAGAAAAUGCAUCACUUUCAAAUAUAUCACAUGUCUCACCCCACUGUGCUCAGUUUAUCGUGUCAUGUACACAGUAACACUCAGUGGAAACUUUUUUAAAUGGCUUUACUGAUGAAUAUCCCUUUCAUUCAGCAAGCCAUCCACUACGGACAUUGUUCCUCCAUUCAGCCUCUGCCAACUGCCAUGUGCUCUACAAGGGUCUCUGUGCUGUAGCCUCUUGCUGUGUAACAGAAUGUGUCCUUGGCCUCUCGACUUUGAAACAAAACAAGAUCUCUGCGGCAAAAUGAAGCUGAGGUCGAGCUAGACUCUGGAACUGAUCAAUCAAAGCAAUAGUUCCGUGUUUAUGAUACAUGCAAUAAAGAGGCUGUGAUUACGUCAUAAUAAAUAACAUCAA
Pungitius pungitius (ninespine stickleback) is the source of this 6605-nucleotide messenger RNA. It is a transcript of the gene grm3, whose product is annotated as glutamate receptor, metabotropic 3. Gene Ontology annotation, cellular component: plasma membrane. The transcript is spliced from 13 exons. Gene Ontology annotation, biological process: regulation of synaptic transmission, glutamatergic; G protein-coupled glutamate receptor signaling pathway. Lineage: Eukaryota; Metazoa; Chordata; Actinopteri; Perciformes; Gasterosteidae. Bases 469 to 3144 code for a protein of 891 amino acids. Gene Ontology annotation, molecular function: group II metabotropic glutamate receptor activity. The record is from RefSeq and is a predicted model, not a curated record.